Dioscorea cayenensis subsp. rotundata (Guinea yam) is the source of this 1822-nucleotide messenger RNA. RefSeq names its product SPX domain-containing membrane protein OsI_17046-like. Bases 151 to 1257 code for a protein of 368 amino acids. Gene Ontology annotation, biological process: transmembrane transport. Gene Ontology annotation, molecular function: transmembrane transporter activity. The transcript is spliced from 5 exons. NCBI's taxonomy places the organism in Eukaryota, Viridiplantae, Streptophyta, Magnoliopsida, Dioscoreales, Dioscoreaceae. The record is from RefSeq and is a predicted model, not a curated record. Gene Ontology annotation, cellular component: membrane.
GACCCUGUCAUUGACUUGAUAAAUGCAUCAGUAGAUAAGCUAACACAUUCCACAAGUUUCCUUCAUUUUCUUGGACAACAUGCUCUAAUUGUCCAAGAAGACAUACCUUGUGCAACUGAUGAUCAUGAUGAUGAUCAAAGAUACCAUUUUAUGUCUCUCCUCUUAAACUUAGCAAACACUUUCUUAUACAUGGUGAACACAUACAUUGUUGUUCCAACAGCAGAUGAUUACUCAUUGAGCCUUGGAGCUCCUGCAACUGUUUGUGGUGUGAUUAUUGGAUCAAUGGCUGUUGCUCAAGUUUUCUCUUCGGUUUACUUCAGUGCAUGGUCAAACAAGUCAUACUUCAAACCUCUGAUAUUCAGCAGUAUUAUGCUUCUGUUGGGCAAUUUGUUAUACGCUUUGGCUUAUGAUCUUAGUUCAAUUGCAGUUCUGAUCAUCGGUCGUCUUCUAUGUGGGUUAGACUCUGCAAGGGCAGUAAAUCGUCGAUAUAUCAGUGACUGUGUACUGCUGAAACUUCGAAUGAAGGCUUCUGCCGGUUUUGUUAGUGCCAGCGCUCUUGGAAUGGCUUGUGGUCCUGCUCUUGCAGGCUUACUUCAAACUAAAUUUAAGAUUUACUCUUUGACAUUCAAUAAAAACACUUUACCAGGGUGGGUUAUGGCUGUUGCUUGGUUAAUAUACCUAAUUUGGAUGUGGAUUUCAUUCAAAGAACCAGUUCAUGACUUUGAAGAGAAUCAUUUUCCUCAGGAUUCAGGUGUUGUCGGACAAUCAGAGCAUGGUAUUGUACAAUCUCUGCUGAUUUCAGAAUCAAAAGACGAUGAAGAAGAUGAACGGGAUUAUGAUGAGAGUGAAGAAGCUUCAGUCAAGUCCCAUGAACCUGCAAGUUCAAUUUCUUCAGCUUACAAGCUGCUCACACCAUCUGUAAAGGUUCAACUGUUGAUAUGUUUUAUGCUUAAAUAUGCAAUGGAAAUCUUGCUUGCUGAAUCAAGUGUCAUAACAACAUUCUACUUCAGUUGGCCCAGCAGCUCAGUUGCAAUAUUUCUAGCAGUCCUUUGUCUUACUGUUCUUCCAGUAAAUGCCAUUGUAGGAAGCUACCUGACCAAUAUCUUUGAGGACAGGCAAAUAUUAUUAGCUUCAGAAAUCAUGUUAUUAGUUGGUGUAAUUCUAAGCUUCAGAGUGACAGGCCCAUACUCUGUAUCACAAUACAUAUCUUCUGCACUCAUUACAUUUGUAUCUGCUGAAGUUCUUGAAAGUAAAUAAACAAUCAGAAAUUCUAGACUCAGUGAACAAAGAAUAUUUUAAUCUGUUGCUAUGUAAAUGCAAAGACAUAUUAGGUGCAGCAAUGAAUAGUCCCCCACUCAUGACUGAUUUGGUCAUGCCAGGAUGAUUGUGACACUGUUGGCAGAGCAACAAAAGUGAGAAGGGAUUAAAUCCAGGCAACAAGGUUGGUUGGUGGUUAUUCUCAUGCUGAGUGCAUGCAUGAAGUGUUUAAGAACCUUAAUCUUUAUAUGAGUCUGGUGAGAUUAAAGCUUAAUGUUCAUAAACUUGUGGUUCUGAUGAAAUCUAGAAGCUAAUUAAGUAGGUAGGUGGAGUUUGAAGUCUAAUAGAUAGCGAGCUUUCGGAGCACAUCUUUGUGUUUCCUGGAAUUCAUUAAAGUGUGAGGUUUAUAUAUUGAGAGUUGAGCUGCGAUUGAGGCAAGUUUAUUUCUUUGUUUAAUUGGUUCUUGUUCUAUAUAUUCUUGUUUAUGGUCUCUGGUGUACAUUAAGCAGUGGAGAUGAUGAUGAUGAUGAGUUCAAUGUGGAGGAGUGCUUUGUUUCUUGUUGGA